Molecule: messenger RNA, 3486 nt
Organism: Perca flavescens (yellow perch)
Lineage: Eukaryota; Metazoa; Chordata; Actinopteri; Perciformes; Percidae
Product: myelin protein zero-like protein 2
Exons: 4
Coding region: 562-1173 (203 amino acids)
Biological process (GO): cell-cell adhesion
Cellular component (GO): plasma membrane
Source: RefSeq, a predicted model, not a curated record
UUAGCUGUAGGCCUACUGAGCAGUGUGACCUACCAUGUAAUAGCGCAGAGCGUGGCUAUACAUUUCAAGUCGUAAUUUGUGUCCUUAAACAGAUUACAAAACAUUAGAUCAUAAUUAGAUCAUGCAAUGGUAUCUACACACCCUGUCUAUACAACACGAAUGUGUUUGCGCAACAGCUUUGGUAUGGAACUACACAUGUGAACGUGUUUUACGCAGCAGCAGAACAGGUUAUGUGAGCCUCAACGAUGUACCCGGUUUGGGUUUAACAUGGGAGAGAGACGGAUAAGAAGGCGGCCAGGAGAGUGGAUGACUUUGUUACUCCGCCCAAAAAUGUGAAAAGGUGGGAGGGUGCUGAAACGAAAUGUAUGAGGGCAGCGGCGAGUUGGGACUCGUCUUUGUUGAGACAAGGUGGAGGAGAGGACUCAGCGUAACUUUAUGUUUUUUAUCCCUCUCAAAAGGGGAUUCACAGGCGUAUCGGCCGGGGGUUUCAAGUCAUUGUGAGUCUCAGUGGGUUAGUUGACUCCUGGUCUCUUGGUCAUCGGACAGCCUGCCGUCCAUCCAAUGUGCGUAAAAGGGGUCUAUUUCCUCACCGUCCUGUCUGGACUCGCAGCUUCAGGCGUGCUGCAGGUUAGCGGGAUGCGUAUAUACACAUCUGGGAAUGUGGAGGCAGUCAAUGGGACGGAUGUUCGCCUGAAGUGCACAUUCCAGAGUUCCUCUCCCAUCAACCCCAACGCCAUCGUCAUCUCAUGGAGCUUCAGACCCCUCAAUCUAGACCAAGAAGAGUCGGUGUUCCACUAUCAGCAGAAACCAUAUCCUCCCUUAGAGGGCCCUUUCAGGAAACGUGUCGUUUGGGCCGGUGAUGUCAUGGGCCGUGACGCCUCCAUCAUACUUCAACAGGUCAAGUUCACCUACAACGGCACUUACAUCUGCCAGGUCAAGAAUCCACCGGAUGUCCACGGCACGGUUGGAAAAAUUCGACUCCGCGUCGUCACCACAGCCUCUUUAUCCGAACUUCUCCUUCUGGCGUUGGCCAUCGGGGGCGGUAUUGCUGCUGUGGUCAUCCUCCUCAUCAUCAUUUUGUCCUGCAGGCGGUGCAAGAAGAGGAGACAGGGAGAGCGGGAAGGGAAUGAGGAGGCUCCCCGCAAAGAGAGAAAAGACCCCACUGUGUGGUAAGACCAAGAGAAAGACAGAGAAGAGGAACAGGGGAAUAGAGAGAGGAACAGAAGAAUCACACACUUCCUCUCUCGCUCUUCUUUUAACUCUGGGGUUCGGGGCGCUCCUUCUUGGGCCCAGCUCUUUUUCUACUGGAUGUUUUUUACUUCCUCCUUCCUCUCACCGCAGUCUUUGAAUCCCAAACCUUGACUAGUUGAUGAACAGCUGUCAUUAACCAGAGAUAAAUUGGGAAUGUGUCCUUGUAUAGGAAGCUGUAGAUACAGAACUUUAGCCAGACUACUGUGUAGCUUUCAUGAUAUCACCGUGUGCCUUUCAUUUCUGGAGAGAAACAACAGUUUAAUCAGUUCAUCUUUUUCCUGUUCACCUAAUCUGGCUUCCAAGCACAUUUCCUGUUUAGAGUAAAUGUUUUGAUGAUGUAGAGGUUUAACAAUGGUGUAUUCCUGCUGUUUACUUGUCUACUAAUACAUUUCAAACCCAAACGUACCACAACAGUACAAGCCACAUGUUUGAUAUAUUGCUUCAACAAACAAUAGAAACUGUGGAACAAUGAAUGAGCACCUCCCUAACUUCCAUUGAAAAUUUGUCACCACAUGAUGGGAACAUUAUGAAACCCCACACAUGUCCGGGGUCUCUAUCUAUCAACCCUCAUUUCAAGGGUCGUAUAUAUCAGCUGUAUGAUCCACUUUACUGUGGUUCUUUUGAAUCCACAGGAAGAUGCUGGUGUGCCUUUCUUUUUUUUGUUUCACUACUGAAGUUAUAUUGCUGUAUUUCUGAGAUUAUGUGCGGUUAUUAACCUGAUGUUGAGACAGAAAUAAUCAAGAUGCUAUCAAAUAAUCAAAACCUGAUGGAGAGCACUUGGUAUAAACAGACAUUUCAUACAGUACUUACUUGACAAAGUGGCAAAUCUUUUUACCAACCCAUAGCCAAUGGCCAAUGUUUGUUUUGAACAUAUAUAAGCUGUUUUGUCAAAAGUAUCUUUUUUCUGUUUCUCUCUUGGGUUUUCAGAUCUCUCUGUAAAAUGUGCCAUAACUAGUUACCGUCACCACAGUGUAACACAAUACUGUAACUCACUGUAUUCACCAGAUGUUAAAAGCCAAGCUCCUCAAGGAAAGGUUGACUGUUUUGCUUUCAUCUUGGUCGAUCAGAUUUAUUCAGACUUCAAACCGAAGCUGUCAUUGAAAAAGUUGGUGAAGGAAGCACAUAUUUUUACCCCAAUCAUAUUCAGAUGGGUGAACAGAGAUUUCGAUCUUCGCUCUCAACUUAACGACUUAAACCUGUGUGACACUAACCCUUUGUCCCGGCUGCUGUGUUUGUGUUGUCUAUUCGUCUUUGUCCUGUCCCCAUUGUGUGUGACUUAUGCACAUACAUGCACAUAAAUAAUUCAUGAAUGUGUCAUGCAUGAAUUCAAAUCAUACACUAUUGUGUGUGUGUGCUAUCUUGCUCCCCCUGGUGCAUGUCUCCCUCUCCUCUCUGUGCGUGUGUGUCCCAGCCUGAAGGGACAGUGGGACAAUUUGUGCUCAAUAACUCUCUGUUGUCUUAGACAUGGAUCUUGUUAGGUGUGCGAAGUCAGUAGCAAAAUCAGCUGCAAAAUGCAACUGAAAGUAGUCAGAAUGAGGAAGUUUUCUGUCAUUAUGAGCCAUAUAAAGACCUUUACAUUUUUGAGAGUGCCUAACUUUUGCAAACCCUUCUCAAAACGACUUAGCACGGUAUAAACGUGUAGAAUCUGUGGGAUCAUCUUUCAUAUAGUUUUACAAUUCAAUGUCAUUAAGGAUAAUGUAGGUCUUGCAUUUCAAUCAGUUAUGCACAGCCAUAAUACCUGCCAGUCUUAGAGCGCUUGUUAAAAGCAGUUUUAUCCUCCAACUGAAGGCUGAGGGGCUUAUGUCACAUCAGAUUACUUGGAUUAAAAAGCAUAAAUGUGAUGUUGCUGUCCUUAAGUCUGAAGGCCAAGUACUUGACCACUUAGCGAGCAACCACAUGCACGUACCUGUCCUGAGUGUUGUGUUGGCGCACACAGUCAGAUCUGAAAACCCUUUGAUUACAAAAUGUCCAUAAGAGCAUGUUUUCUCUGUGUGUCUGUGAAUGCAUCAUGUCUACUAACAGUUGAUUGUAACACCUGUUUUUAUUACGUUUUAUGACAGAAUUUUGUACUUGUGAUGUAAUACUGAGCAAUAUGUUUAUAGAUUAUUAUUUUUUUAUUUUUUAGAUAAUGCCAGAAGUAUUUUAUCACAUUGUUUAAAAAGUCACUGUAUGUGUUUGUUAUAGAGCUUUUAUAUAAUGAAAAAAGAUUUUAUAAUAAAAAUGCCUUUAAAUGUU